Messenger RNA from Hypoxylon fragiforme, 1456 nucleotides. Its product is annotated as Nucleotidylyl transferase. Gene Ontology annotation, molecular function: ATP hydrolysis activity; nicotinamide-nucleotide adenylyltransferase activity. The coding region runs from base 161 to 1144 and encodes 327 amino acids. Lineage: Eukaryota; Fungi; Ascomycota; Sordariomycetes; Xylariales; Hypoxylaceae. The transcript has a single exon. Gene Ontology annotation, cellular component: cytoplasm; nucleus. The record is from RefSeq and is a predicted model, not a curated record.
CUUCAAUAUUCGUCAUUCUCAAUCCUCUCCAUCUUAUAUGAUGUGUUAAUCUUAAAAUCCUAUAUAUGUACAUAUAUUUUUUCUUAUUUUUUAUAUUAUUACAGCAAAAGCAGCAUGGCAUGAGCGUUCCAUUCUUAUCUACUUCAUAUUAAAUCGAAAAAUGUCCGCGUCCGGAAUCGAGAAUCCACCAAUGGCUCGACUACUUCCCCCGAACCUCGUGUCCUUCUUCGCCCAAGCUCUCAAGAGCUACCAGCUUUCCAAUGCGAAACUCCGCGUGCUAUGCUCUGUGACGCCUUCCGUCGUAUCAUCGGCAUACCCCCCGCCCGCCGACUCACUCGCUCCCCAACCGCCCCAAGCCACCCCCAAGACCCUUCUUGUCCUCGACUCCUCUUUUAACCCGCCGACCCUCGCGCACCAGCGCAUGGCGCUAUCUGCCCUCUCCGACCAUAGAUCUACAGGCAGUGAUAAGACCCAUGUACCCCGAGUGCUCCUCCUCCUCGCCAUCAACAACGCAGACAAGGCGCCCAAGCCAGCUGCGUUUCCGCAGCGACUAGCCAUGAUGUACAUCUUCGCCCGGGACCUGCUCCUCUGCCCCACCACUUCCUCCUCCUCCUCCGCUCCCCAAACUCCACCCUGCACGGCCGUCGACAUCGCAGUAACCACGGAGCCGUACUUCCACGCCAAAUCCAUCGCCGUGUCCGAGUCCGCCUUCUACCGCGGACAGUCAGCAGAAGCAGAUCGGAUGGAGCAGGUCUACCUCACGGGCUUCGACACUCUGAUCCGCAUCUUCGACCCCAAAUACUACCCCCCUGCCGCCAUGGCCACCUCCCUCGACCCCCUCUUCGCGCGCGCGCGUCUCCGCGUGUCCACGCGCACAGAUGCCGAGUGGGGCAGCACCGGGGAGCAGCGGGCGCAUCUACAAGCGCUGAGAGACGGCGGGCUGGAGCGCGUGGGUGGACGGGGAGAGUGGGCGGAUCGGAUCGAGAUGGUGGAGGGCCGUGGGGAGGGCGACGCGGUGGUGAGCAGUACGAAAGUCAGGGACGCCGUGCAAGGGAAAGACUGGGGAAAACUAAAGAAGCUCGUUAGUGAGGACGUUGCUGCGUGGAUCAGGGAGGAAGGGUUAUAUGAUGGUGGUGGCGUGUGAAGCCAACGAACAACGAAAAUAAAACACGAAAUAAGUGCGGUGGUUUCGCCGUUGCCAUAUAUCCAAGGAGUUGGAGGCUGCUAAGGCGUUGUCGGUUUGCCGCAGCCCGUCGAUAUCAAGACCGAAAAUGAACGAGCGAACUCGAGCGCUCCACCAAAGCCUGCGGGCGUCUGUCUGUCUAUCUGUCUGUCUGUCUGAUCGGCUCCAAAAAUAGCCGGUUCUAAGCAACAAGUUCUGCACUUACGAAUUCCUUGCAAAGGAAGUUAGGACAUCAUUUGGGGGUCCCUUCGUUUCUCGUCCUAAUCUGUCCUU